AUAAGCGGCUCUAAACGUUUACAUUUCAUACAUCAAAAUUAAGGUGUUUUUAUUUACGUUUGAUGUUUGAGUCAAAAAUCUGCGUGUCAUUAAAAAGUGAAAAAUGGCAAGUGCUACAAAUUAUUUUGGCUUUGAACUUUUGAACAAAUUAGUGGAUGAUCAAUUACAGAAAAAAGAAGAUGUGAUUAUAUUGUUCGUGCAUUGGUUUUUGAUAAAAAAUGGGUUUAAAUGUAUUGGCUUAGGAGAUUCAAAAACAUUCGAACAAAAUGAAGAAGGGUCUGAAAUACUUCCUGAGGGAUGGAGUCAGCAAAAUCAUUAUGCAUUACGAUAUUUAAAAAACGGAGAACUUUAUAUCUUUCUGGGCAGGAGAUCAGACAAUAAUCUAUUACUUAAUUUUCUGCCAACUAAUUCUACUGAUAAUGAAGUAUCGAAUGUGAAAUUUCCAAUAGAAACAACAGUAAAUAGUACUCAUGGACCAUUAUCAACUCUUAUUCCAACUUAUCAGGAUGUGAUUAACAAAAUUUCAAAAGAAUUAAUAGAACCAGUAUGUCCAGAAUUUACUAAAGAAACAUCUACACAAACUCUUGCUGAGACAUCACAAAAUCCACAAGAGCUCAAUAGAGAUCAUUUGCAAAUUGGACCACAACGACUACCCCAAAGACCAUUAAUAGGUAAUGUUUAUGGAGUUGGAAGAAGAGAUUUAGAUCCAUUCGGAGGAAUAGGACCAAGAGAUGGAGGGAUGCUUUUUGAUCCUUUCCAUCCAGGCGGAAGACUAAACAUUGAUCCUUUAAGACCUGGAGGUUUAGGCGGCCCAAAUUUACCACCUGCUGCAAUUCCGCCUGGUGCAAGAUUUGAUCCUUUUGGACCUCCCGAUGUUAACAGGCCCGGUCCCUACCGUAGAAAUCCUGACCAUGAUCAUCUUCCUCCCCCAGGAUAUGAUGAUAUGUUUCAAUAAAAAAAAUUUUUUACAGACUAUUAUUUUUUAUUUGAUUAAAAGGUAUUUCCUUGAAAAAUGUACAUUUUUAUUGAAAAAAAUAAUAAGAUCGUUUACAUGA
Messenger RNA from Chelonus insularis, 1055 nucleotides. It is a transcript of the gene PI31, whose product is annotated as Proteasome inhibitor 31 kDa. The record is from RefSeq and is a predicted model, not a curated record. NCBI's taxonomy places the organism in Eukaryota, Metazoa, Arthropoda, Insecta, Hymenoptera, Braconidae. Gene Ontology annotation, molecular function: endopeptidase inhibitor activity; proteasome binding. The transcript has 5 exons. Gene Ontology annotation, biological process: proteasome-mediated ubiquitin-dependent protein catabolic process. Bases 104 to 955 code for a protein of 283 amino acids.